GUCGUGUAAAUAUAUUCUUGAACUGUUACAAAUUUGCGCUUCUCUAAAGAGCUUAAUUCAGUUUACACUUAAAAUUAAGUUUCAACAACAGCUGAAAAAGCAACUACCAUGAAUUCCCUCCUUCAUCAAAUUUCAAAAAAGCCCAAAAAACCAAUUUAUUCUGGAAAAUUUAUUACCUCCAUUGCUGCGUUGAACAACCCAUCAAAUUCUGUUGCCAACGUUGACGCGUUUCCCAAUAAUUAUAUCGACCCUUAUCAGAUUUUAGCCUCAUGGAAAAAAUCCAAGUUGAUUUCAAUCAAGAAUGUCAAAACUAUACAUACCCAUUUGAUAAAAUCAGCUAAUUUUCACUCUGAUCUCUUUCUUAUAAACAGUUUAAUUGAUUGGUAUUUGAAAUUUUCAUCUAUUGAUGAUGCAGUCCAACUGUUUGAUCAAAUGCCUAGCCCAAAUUCCAUAUCUUGGAAUGUUGUUAUUUCUGGUCAUAAUAACAACUCAUUAUAUGAUGAUGCUUGGAGAUAUUUCUGCCGUAUGAGGUAUAUGGGUUAUGGCAGUAAUCAGUUUACUUAUGGGAGUGUUAUCUCUGCUUGUAGUGGUUUAGGGUCUUUGUUGUAUGGUAAGAUGGUUUAUUCAUUGACACUAAAAGAUGGGUUCUUUUCCAAUGGGUAUGUUCGUUCUGGAAUGAUUGAUCUCUUUGCGAAAAAUGGUCGUGUUGAGGAUGCUUUUCGGCUCUUUUACGAUUGGCCUUAUGAAGAAAAUGUGGUUUGUUGGAAUAGCAUGAUAAGUGGGGGUGUGAAAAAUGGGGAUCAUGGAAGGGCUAUCGAGCUCUUUAAUCAAAUGCGUCAGUGUGCUGUGAUUCCUAAUAGUUUUACGUUCUCUGGUGUUUUAGGUGCUUGUAUUGCACUUGAAGAUGAUGAUAUGGGAAAGAAGAUUCAUGGAUUGGUGAUUAAACAUGGUGCAGGAGAAGAUGUCUUUGUAGGAACUAGUAUUAGUGAUUUGUAUUCUAAAUGUGGACAUAUGGAUGAGGCUGUCAAAAACUUCUUUAGAAUGCCGGUGCAAAAUGUGGUCUCGUGGACUGCUAUGAUUUCUGGUUAUGUGCAAAAGGAUGAUGUUGUUUCGGCUCUUGGGCUACUUAGGGAAAUGAGGAAAGUUGGGGUUGAGGUAAAUAGAUAUACUCUCACUAGCAUACUCAGUGCAUGUGCCAAGUCAAACAUGGUUGACGUAGCUAUGCAAAUGCAUUCAUGGAUUAUUAAAUCUGGGUUGGUUGCGGAUUCAGUGGUGGCGGCUUCUCUGAUUAGUACAUAUUCCAAAGUCGGAGAAAUUCUUUUAUCUGAAUUUUUGUAUCUAGAACAGGAUGCCUGUGACAAUCAAGGUGUGUGGACUGUCAUGAUAUCUUCUUUUGCUCAAAAUAAGAAUAUGGAGAAAGCAAUGAAAUUGUUCUGCAAAAUGUUACUGAAUGGUAUGAAACCAGACAAUUUCUCCAUUUCUAGUAUUUUGAGCAUCAUAGACUGUCUCUACAUGGGGAGACAGAUUCAUUCCUACACGCUUAAAACUGGAUUAGUCUUUGAUCUUUCCGUAGGUAGCUCACUCUUUACUAUGUACUCAAAAUGCGAUCGUUUGCUUGAAUCUUAUGAAAUUUUCCUAGAGCUUCCUGUUAAAGACAUUGUUUCAUGGGCCUCAAUGAUUUAUGGUUUUGUUGAACAUGGAUAUUCUCAUAAAGCCAUCCAGCUGUUCAGAGAGAUGCUGCUUGCAGAGAGGAAGCCAGAUCAAAUAACUCUCAUGGGAGUUCUGACAGCUUGCUCCUCCCUUGUGAUUCCCUUAAUUGGUAAGGAAAUUCAUGGCUAUGCUUUCCGUGCAGGGCUUGGCGGGGAGAGCCUCAUUGGAGGUGCACUUGUAAAUAUGUAUUCAAAAUGUGGUGCUCUAGAUUUAGCAAGGAGGGUGUUUGAUAUGAUUCUCUAUAAAGAUCAGGUUAUGUGUUCUGCUUUAGUUUCAGGGUAUGCCAAAUCUGGAUACAUUCGAGAAGCAUUCUCUGUUCUCCGUGGAAUGCUUGUGGAUGAUCUCCAGGUUGACUCGUAUACAUUUUCAUCUAUUCUUGGGUCUGAUGCUAUUUUGAAAAGGACUAACGUCGGAAUUCAAUUACAUUCUCUCAUCAUAAAAUUAGGUUUGGAGUCUGAUGUUUCUGUUGGUAGUUCACUGGUUACAAUGUACUCGAAAUGGGGAGUCGUCAAUGAUUGUCAUAAAGCUUUCGACCAGAUAAUAAGGCCUGACUUGAUUAGCUGGACAACUAUGAUAGUGAGUUGUGCACAACAUGGAAAAGGAGCAGAAGCUUUAAAACUUUAUGAAGCUAUGAAAAGUGAGGGCAUGAAACCUGAUUCUGUGACAUUUGUUGGAGUUUUAUCUGCUUGUAGUCAUGCUGGUUUGGUUGAAGAAGGAUAUUCUCAUCUGAGCUCCAUGUCCAAGGACUACAGUAUUGAACCUCACCUUCGUCAUUACGCAUGCAUGGUUGAUCUUCUUGGUCGCUCUGGAAGACUAAAAGAAGCAGAAAAUUUUAUUAAUAAUAUGCCUAUAAAGCCUGAUGCCUUGGUUUGGGGAACAUUGCUGGCUGCUUGCAAAGUUCAUGGCAAUGUUGAACUUGGAAGGUUAGCAGCGCAAAAAGUUAUUGAUUUGCUGCCAUCUGAUCCUGGGGCUUAUAUAUCCUUGUCAAACCUGUGUGCUGAUAUUGGGCAGUGGGAGGAAGUAGAGGAGAUUAGAGAUCUAAUGAAGGGAACUACAUUGAGCAAGGAACCUGGCUGGAGCCUUGUGUGAUUCACUGUUCAGGUCCUGCUAGUGCUCGACUUGAACCUAGCAGGUGAUCCUAAUUUGUUGCGAUCCUCUUCUGCUUUCUGCGUUCUUUCUGAUACCGCAUUUGAAGGCUUAAGAUUUGGAAGUACUCCAGGUCAAAGAGAAAUAUAUUUUGAAGUAGACAUCUAGGAGAUCAUAUUGAUGUCUAUGUUGAAAAAGCAUUCAAUCCCAUUGAAUCAAAAUGAUUAUCAGUUUGUCACUUUUUCAAAUUUGAUUCACUUUGAUGGCGAGUUGAUGGAAUGAUAGCAUAAGGCACUCAAGGACAAAAAUCGCUUAUGUCUGUAUGGUAACACUUUUGUGAAAUGGCUCAAACAUAGAAGGGUAAGUUUAACUUAGGACAGUAGGUUUCGGACUAGUUGCACAUUUUGAACCUGUUGGUUUGAUUUGAUAUAGCUACAACCUCUAUAUUCUGCUAUCAUAAUGUUCUCUUGCAAGAUGUUUGGGUCCUAACAGCUGUUCUCAUGAGAACACUUCAGUGACAGUAUAUUUAAGGUCCAGAUACAAAAUGAUCAAUAAUCCUGUAGACAGAAAUCUGAGUUAUCUUUUUCUGUCAGCGGAGGCGGAAUGUUAUUGAGUGGUGCCUAUCUGAUACUGUUAGAUGCCAAGGCUGUUAGCUCCAGAUUUUUUCUGUAUAUUGCUGUUUACAGCAGCAACUAACUCGAGUAUGGAAGUUCCUUCAGAAAUUUAUUUGUAUAUGUUCUUGAAUCCCUGCUUUAAGAGAAGCAUAUAGAGGACUGUCAGCUGCUAUAUAGAGUGCUGAUCGGUUAUCUAGGUUACUUGAAUUGGCAUUUCCGCAUUUGACAGUCGAUUAAACAUUGCUCAACCAGCUUUAGAAGAGAUAGAAACUUGCUGCCUGAUCAAGAAAUUUUCCAGUUCUUGUUCAAAUGUAAUUAUUCCGAAACUCUGCAUUUUGAUUUAUUAAUUUUCUUUGUAAAUGAAUAGUUUGCUAGUACUGGUACUGGUAGAGAUUAUGCAAUCAUGGUGAAAGUAAGAGUAUACUAGAUGUGGUAGAGAUUAUAAA
Beta vulgaris subsp. vulgaris (sugar beet) is the source of this 3856-nucleotide messenger RNA. RefSeq names its product pentatricopeptide repeat-containing protein At1g74600, chloroplastic. Gene Ontology annotation, biological process: RNA modification. The transcript has a single exon. Gene Ontology annotation, molecular function: RNA binding; protein binding. The record is from RefSeq and is a predicted model, not a curated record. Bases 109 to 2799 code for a protein of 896 amino acids. NCBI's taxonomy places the organism in Eukaryota, Viridiplantae, Streptophyta, Magnoliopsida, Caryophyllales, Amaranthaceae.